UCGAGGGGUUUCUCACAGGAGCGGAGAAGGAGCGCCCUGAGGAAGGGACACCUUCUGUCCCCUCUGUGGGCUCCUGGCACCGGCGAGGAGGCAGCGGCUGUCGAUCGUUUGGGUCGGUGUCCCUGAAGGCUGGGACCUCCAGAGCACGCUGAGAUCAAGAGACUUCACGUUUGCUCUGAAAAUGUUCCACUCUGAUGACAAUGGCUUUUCAUUGGAUAGUUUGUUUUAUGAAAGACCAGGUACAAGACCAAGGUCUCUAGAAAAUGAAAAGCCGAAGACUUGGUGUAUUGCGCCUGCUCCAGCUAUUGCUGAAAUUCCGCCCGCAGAGGAAUUGCAGAGGGAACUGGAAGAAAACACUCUACUGAGAGGGAGAAUGCACCAGCAGUUUACACAGCAGUGUAAAAGUAAUGGUGAAGCAAUCAAUGGUAAAUCACCAGCCCCUGUUCGGUUUGGCAUCGCCUCAGAGAAAGAAGUGCUCCACUUAAGCAUGGGAGAGAAAGAGAACAUUAGUUUUCAGCGUGAAAGUCUGAAGAUGGUUUCAUUGUUUCUGUCUUCUGACCCACACAAAUCUCAAACAGCAACACGGGUUUCUCAGCAACCUGGUACAGACUUUUCCCAAAAUAAGAUAUUAAGUAAUUUUCCAGCAGAGGGUGAUGAUGAAAGUGUUCAUUCAGCGUUUAGAAAAAGCUUAUUUAAAAUGUCUGAUUCUGUUUACAAAAGCAACGAAUUUAAAGAUCGUUCUAUGGAUGUGAAAGAAACUGAUCCUUACUUAAAUUUGAGUGAAAACAUGGAAGAAGCGAGAAAAGAAGCUUUACGGAGAAAGAAUCAUGCUCCAGUAACUCGAGACUGCGAUUUUACUCUGUAUAGGGUAAAUGAUGGGGACGUUGUGUCUGCAAAUGGAAUUAAAAUGAAACCAUUUCCUAAUGCUGCGGCAAUUCUGGAUAUGACAGGAACUACAGGAAGAAAACUGGACAUGUUGAGGUCUGUUGCAGAAAUACCAACCCAAUUUAGAAGUAUUUUUAAGGAAUUCCCAUAUUUUAACUAUGCACAGUCUAAAGCUUUGGAUGAUCUUCUCUACACAGACAGGAAUUUUGUGAUUUGCGCUCCGACAGGCUCUGGCAAAACUGUGAUGUUCGAGCUGGCCAUUACCAGAUUGCUCAUGGAAGUGCCGCUGCCGUGGUUAAACAUUAAAGUUGUUUACAUGGCUCCAAUAAAAGCUCUGUGCAACCAGCGUUUUGAUGAUUGGAAAGAAAAAUUUGGACCGAUAGGACUCAGCUGCAAGGAGCUGACAGGAGAUACAGUGGUGGACGAUCUGUUUGAAAUACAUCAUGCUCACAUUAUUAUCACAACCCCAGAAAAAUGGGAUAGCAUGACUAGAAGGUGGAGAGACAAUUCUGUAGUCCAGCUUGUGCGACUGUUUCUUAUUGAUGAGGUGCAUGUUAUAAAGGAUGAAAGCCGGGGCGCAACGUUAGAAGUUGUAGUCAGUCGGAUGAAGACUGUUCAGUCUUCUCUUUGGCAUCUUUCGGAGAACCAUGACACUGUUCCUCCCUUGAGAUUUGUAGCUGUGUCUGCAACAAUCCCAAACGCUGAAGAUAUUGCAGAGUGGCUUUCAGAUAGCAAGAUGCCUGCUGUAUGUCUGAAAAUAGAUGAUGAUCAGCGGCCGGUGAAGCUGCGCAAAGUCGUUCUUGGUUUUCCUUGCAGUGACAGUCAGACAGAAUUCAAAUUUGACUUAACUCUCAACUACAAGAUAGCCAGCGUUAUACAAACAUACUCGGAACAGAAACCAGCGCUUGUGUUCUGUGCCACAAGAAAAGGAGUACAGCAGGCUGCCUCUGUUCUUGCGAAAGACGCUAAGUUUCUGCUGAGUAUCGAACAGAAACAAAGGUUACAGAGGUCUGCAAAUUCGUUGAAAGAUUCCAAACUGAGAGAUCUCUUAAUGUGUGGUGUGGCUUAUCAUCAUGCGGGCAUGGAGGUAUCCGACAGAAAAGUGAUUGAAGGAGCUUUUACUGCAGGAGACUUACCAGUGCUUUUUACCACCAGCACUCUAGCCAUGGGAGUCAAUCUGCCUGCGCACCUGGUGGUCAUAAAAUCCACAAUGCACUAUGUUGGAGGAGUGUUCCAGGAGUACAGCGAAACUGAUAUUCUGCAGAUGAUCGGGAGAGCAGGGAGGCCUCAAUUUGACACUACAGCCACAGCAGUUAUCAUGACUCGUUGGAGCACGAGAGAGAAGUACAUACAGAUGUUAAAUGGUGCUGAUGUGAUAGAGAGCAGCUUGCACAGGCAUCUUGUGGAGCACUUAAAUGCAGAAAUAGUGCUGCACACUGUCACAAAUGUCAGUGUGGCUUUGGAGUGGAUUCGAUCGACAUUCCUGUACAUCAGAGCCUUAAAAAAUCCGUCUCAUUACGGUUUCUCAUCUGGGUUGGAUAAAACUGGAAUUGAAGCAAAAUUACAAGAAUUGUGUUUGAAGAACUUAAAUGAUUUAUCAUCUCUUGAUUUGAUCAGGAUGGAUGAAGCAAAUAAUUUCAAACCAACAGAGACGGGAAGACUAAUGGCCUGGUAUUAUAUUGCGUUUGAUACAGUGAAACAGUUUUUCAUCAUUAAGGGGACAGAGACGCUAAAGGAAUUGAUCACAAUGAUCUCCAACUGCACUGAGUUUCUGGAUAUCAAGCUGAGAACAAAUGAGAAGAAAAUACUGAACACUUUGAACAGAGACAAGGAUAAAAUAACUAUCAGGUUUCCAAUGGAGGGGAAGAUAAAAACAAGAGAAAUGAAAAUAAACUGUCUCAUUCAGGCCCAGCUAGGAUGCAUUCCUGUUCAGGACUUCACUUUGACACAGGAUACUGGCAGAAUAUUUAGAAAUGGCUUACGGGUUACUAGAUGGUUGUCUGACUUCCUGGCAUCAUGUAAGAACAACUUCUCCGCUCUAUUGAACUCUCUGAUUCUAGCCAAGUGUUUCAGGUGCAGGCUUUGGGAAAAUUCACUUCACGUGUCUAAACAACUUGAAAAAAUUGGUGUCUCGCUGUCAAACGCUAUGGUAAAUGCAGGGCUGACAACAUUCAAAAAAAUAGAAGACAUAAAUGCAAGGGAGCUCGAACUGCUGAAUGUAUCAGAAAUGAAAUUAAAUCUGCAGAUUUUGAACAGGCAUCCGCCUUUUGGAAACCAGAUAAAAGAAUCUGUUCUGCACCUUCCAAAAUACAAACUUGACAUUGAACAGCUUCCAAAAUACAGUGAUACAUUGGCAGAAAUCCUAAUAACCAUCACGUUAACCAACUACGAGCAGCUGCAGGCAAAGAGGACAGCAACGGACUUUCACUACGUUACUCUGAUCAUAGGAGACGCUGACAACCAAGUCAUUUUUAAUCAGAAGAUUAUGGAUUCUGCGCUGCUGAAAACUGGCAACUGGACAAAGAAAAUUGAUGUGAGAAGAGCUCUUAAGUCAGAAGUCAUCAGUAUAAAUUUAAUUAGUUCAGAUUAUGUUGGCCUCGACAUACAGCAAACGUACACAGCAUUUUACCUGACACUGGCACCAGGCAGAAGCAGGGUGGUUGCAGAUCGAAAACUGACAGCGAAGCCUUCCCUUGAUCCGUGUUGUGGCUCACCCCAAGGUCUGCGGGCAGCAGAAGUGGCUACAGAUGCUCUGACUGUGGACUUUGAGCUGAGAAGUGAUGUUUGGGACGACAUUGAUGAUGAGAAAUUAGUGUUUGCUAGCAGCUUUGCCAGUAGGGAAUUAGAGGAGCAUGAAGCACUUUGCCAGCCUGCCAGCAGCAGAGCCACCAAUGACAUUUUGAUAGAUUUGUGCUCAUUGCAAGAUGAGACUGAUAGUCAGAACUCAGUGGUGUCUGUGGCUGAUACAUUCACCUCUGAUGUGCUAUCUGCACAGAGUGGGAAUAUAAAUAUGUUCAGUCUGCAAGGAAAAAAGUAUUGGAAUCCUCCAGAAGAGCUAGGAAACAUCCGGUACUCUGUCUCAGAAACAACAUCGGGCUCUUCUAAAUUCACUCGGAAAGAGGAUUUUUUUAUUUGCACAAGAGGCCAGGAAAGAGAAAUGGAUCCCAGGUACCUUCCUGAUGGUGAAAGUGAUGAUGUCAAGCCCUUUCUUGGAAUAUUUGAUGGCAUUUUGUAAAACGUGUGAACAAAACACAUUGUAAGUCCUGGGGGCAAAAGUUACAGGCGUUUGCAGAGAGCGAAGCCUUCAGAUCCUGUGAAGAGAAUGGGAUUUCUGUUGUUGCCUGUUUAACAGCAGCUGGGUUGCUGCACAGAGUAGGUAACAAACCUGUUGUCUAAUUCAUGGAAUUCUAGGUACGUUAUCUUAUUUAGUAUUUAAUAUCUGUUGGUUGACCUUACUGCUUUCAGGAUGACAAAGAAAAACACUGGGCUGUGUCAAAGGAAAGUAGUUCGCAAACUGGUGAUGUUUUUCUAGCUCAAGUACAAGCCUCACAAGGGCAAGUCAGCUGUUCAAUACAUGCGCUGCUCACAAUUCCUCCCUAAAUGAGUGAAGCUCGCUCCUCAGAAGGGUCUCAAUGCUUCUUGGGCUUCUCUUUCAGUUUCUCUAAUGCUGAAUUUUUUCUAGCACUGAUUCUGUAAAAUAACUGAUUUACUAGUAAAAGUAACACAACAGUAAGUUACUGCAUACUCUCUUCCUUUUGGCAGGGGUGUUAAAGAUGUACAGCUUCCCUGAGGCAAAUGUGCUUCCGGGCUCUUGACAAACCCUCUGUAAAAUGUCUGUAAACAGUAUUGUAAAGCUGUGUUGGCUGUUGAUUCGGACACUCGAGGUCAUGAAAUGGGCAUUUGGGUGUCCUAGUGCAGAUGGCAGCACCCAGGGCUUGGAUUUGGACAUCUUGUACCUCUGGGGUUUGACUGGGACACCUGGCAAGUUCAGGAGUUAGAAAAAUACACGAUGUUGCCUAAAAUCCUAAAGACUGUUAAUUUUCACUGUUAAUGAUUCAAAAUGUGUGGAAUUAAAGUG
Molecule: messenger RNA, 4963 nt
Organism: Cuculus canorus (common cuckoo)
Lineage: Eukaryota; Metazoa; Chordata; Aves; Cuculiformes; Cuculidae
Gene: HFM1
Product: helicase for meiosis 1
Exons: 35
Coding region: 182-4120 (1312 amino acids)
Molecular function (GO): ATP binding; nucleic acid binding
Source: RefSeq, a predicted model, not a curated record